AUGGAAGCAGCUCACAUCAGCCCAGAGCUUCCUAUUCGAUGGGUUGUUUCUGCAAACAGGACUGUUGAGAUCAAGGAGGAAGUGACUGAGCUGGGGUGCGACCAGGCCAAUGAGCGGAUCCUGCAGGAGGAAACACCACCUUCUAGCAUCGCUGAGAGAGGACCUAAUGCUCCCCUAAAACUCGCAAGGGAAAUCACGCAGGAUGGACUCCCUUUCCCUUGUGCUGAUUGUGGGAAGACAUUCAGUUGUUUAUCAAACCUUAAAAGACACCAGCGCAGUCACAAAGGAGAGAAACCGUAUCACUGUAAUGAAUGUGAGAAGAGAUUCUCUCGAUUAGAACAUCUUACACAUCACCAGCGAAUUCACACAGGAGAGAAACCGCACCGCUGUAAUGAUUGUGGGAAGAGCUUCACUGAAUUAGGAAAUCUUAAAAAACACCAACGAAUUCAUGCAGGAGAGAAACCAUAUCACUGUUAUGAAUGUGAGAUGCGUUUCAAUUAUUUAGCACAUCUUAAAAAACACCAGCAAACUCACACAGGAGAGAAACCACACCACUGUAAUGAAUGUGGGAGGAGUUUCAAUCAAACAGAGAGCCUUAAAAGACACCAGCGCAGUCACACAGGAGAGAAACCACACCACUGUGAUGAAUGUGACAAGAGGUUCUCUCGAUUAGAACAUCUUAAAAAUCACCAGCGAAUUCACAGGAGAGAAACCGCACCACUGUAAUGAGUGUGGGAAGUGCAUUACUGAAUUAGGAAGUCUUAAAGAAACGCCAACAAAUUCAACAAACAAGCCUGUCUCAAAAUCCUGCGUUUACACUUUG
This is a messenger RNA of Polyodon spathula (Mississippi paddlefish), 823 nucleotides long. RefSeq names its product zinc finger protein 436-like. Gene Ontology annotation, molecular function: DNA-binding transcription factor activity; RNA polymerase II cis-regulatory region sequence-specific DNA binding. Lineage: Eukaryota; Metazoa; Chordata; Actinopteri; Acipenseriformes; Polyodontidae. The transcript is spliced from 3 exons. Gene Ontology annotation, biological process: regulation of transcription by RNA polymerase II. The record is from RefSeq and is a predicted model, not a curated record. The coding region runs from base 1 to 726 and encodes 241 amino acids.